GUCCUUUGACCCGACUCCCCUCUUUCGCUUCCUUCCUUUCCGUUCUGGCAGCGAGCGGAGAGCUCGACGAGAGCCGGUCGCCCCUAUUUAACCCCGUCCGUUCGGGCCGGGGCCGCACACGGAGCGCUCAACACUCUUCGUCGGCGUUUGUUUUUCUCGCCGCCGUCAGAAGCCAUGAAGACCGUUUUGCUUUUUGUCACCGCGGCGCUGACCGCCGCCGCCGUCGUCUCCCAGCAGAAUGUCACGAUUCACCUGCAAGUCUUCCCGGCGAAGAGCAUUGCCGGAGUGGUCCAGAUCAGCCUCGUCAAUGACCAAAAACUGCCCGUGUACGGUUUCAACAUCACCGAAGCGCGAGACCUUUGCGCAAAACUCGGAUUCGACCUCGCCUCCAAAGAUCAAGUCAACCGAGCGCUCAAUCGGGGUUUGGAAACAUGCAGGUUUGGAUGGAUCGAUGAGCAUUACGCAGUCGUCCCUCGUGUCAAUGCGCUUGCGAACUGCGGCCAAAACGGCGUGGGCUUGGUCGCGUGGCGAGCCGCGUUGGACAAAAAGUUCGAUGUGUUCUGUUUCAACCAAUCGGAUUACACGGAGGAGGAAGAAAGCACGACCCUGGCCCCCAAGUCCUCUGACUCGCCAAGUCCGACGCCGGCCCUGGUUGUUUUCGACCUGUCUUUGCCCUCCGACCUCUCGUUGCUGGACAACCUGGAGGUGGCGGAGCUGGCCCGAUUGUCCGGCGAGGACCAAAGUUCCGGCAGAGGAAAAGUGAUCCUCAUCAGCUCGGCGUGCGCCGUCCUCGCCGUCGCCAUUGCCGUCCUCGCGUAUAUGAAAGUGAAGAGGCGCCUCCAGAGGGCCGACGUGACCCAGGAGCGGGGAGGAGGCGUCGAAAUCGCCAGCUAAACGCUCGGCGCGCCUUCGAGUGAUGGUCCGCCUGAUUCCAGCUUCGACCCGCCCGGUUUUGCACCACGCAUUCUCGUUUUGCGUCCGCUGUUUGCAAGAAUGUACCGCGCGUACACUAUAGCCGACGGAACAAUCGAUCGCGAUCAUUUUGACGACUGGUUCCAUUGUUUUGUUUAUUAAUUCCUUCGGUUUUUUGGAAGUACACGCAAAUAAGUGCGACUUUAAAGAACUCGUUUAUCCACAUGUAAAAAUCACGUUUGUGCAAACUAAAGUGUGUGCAAAGCU
This is a messenger RNA of Syngnathoides biaculeatus (alligator pipefish), 1179 nucleotides long. It is a transcript of the gene lyve1a, whose product is annotated as lymphatic vessel endothelial hyaluronic receptor 1a. The transcript has 6 exons. Gene Ontology annotation, molecular function: hyaluronic acid binding; transmembrane signaling receptor activity. Gene Ontology annotation, cellular component: plasma membrane. Gene Ontology annotation, biological process: cell adhesion. Bases 175 to 894 code for a protein of 239 amino acids. Lineage: Eukaryota; Metazoa; Chordata; Actinopteri; Syngnathiformes; Syngnathidae. The record is from RefSeq and is a predicted model, not a curated record.